Scatophagus argus is the source of this 3917-nucleotide messenger RNA. RefSeq names its product RAB guanine nucleotide exchange factor (GEF) 1 (gene rabgef1). Gene Ontology annotation, biological process: vesicle-mediated transport. NCBI's taxonomy places the organism in Eukaryota, Metazoa, Chordata, Actinopteri, Scatophagidae. The transcript is spliced from 9 exons. Gene Ontology annotation, molecular function: zinc ion binding; small GTPase binding; guanyl-nucleotide exchange factor activity. Gene Ontology annotation, cellular component: cytosol; endocytic vesicle. The record is from RefSeq and is a predicted model, not a curated record. The coding region runs from base 151 to 1692 and encodes 513 amino acids.
AGCACGGUCACGGUGUCGCCAGACUUCCGUGUUGUCGUGCUGUAAACGUCAUUGUCUUCACCCUGUCGGCUUGGUCCUCUCACGGUAACAGACACGGAGAGGAGGUCUGCUCUUUCCUGUGAACGAAAACAUAACAGGUCGUCCUGCAGCAUGAGUCAGCGGACAGAGCGACGGGGGAUACAUGUGGACCAGUCAGACCUGCUGUGCAAGAAGGGCUGUGGUUACUAUGGCAAUGCAGCAUGGCAGGGCCUGUGCUCCAAGUGCUGGCGGGAGGAGUACCAGCGGGUACGGCAGAAACAGAUCCAGGACGACUGGGCUUUGGCAGAAAAGCUGCAGCGAGAGGAGGAGGCAGCAUAUGCCAGUAGCCAUGGAGCGCAGACGCAGUCCCAUUCCCAGACCACUGUACCACAGCCACACUUAGCGCAUGCCUCUCUGGGACCCUUCUCCAAGUUUGAGGAGAAGAAGACCAACGAGAAGACAAGGAAAGUGACCACCGUUAAGAAGUUCUUCAGCCCGUCAUCGCGCACUGCGCCCAAGAAAGAAACGCAAGACUGCAAGACCACAAGUCCGUCCAUUAGCCGCCACGCCAGCUUUGAUACGGACCAAGUGUCCAAGGACUUUGUGGACUUCUUAAAAAACCUCCAGAAGCCCGGACGGGAGGUCUACAAGCAGAGCCGAGCCUUCAUUGUGAACAUGUCGAGCAAGAAGGACCUGAGUGCUGACGAACUGUCGGAGUGUGUUCAGGAUUUCUACCAGAACAUGGCUGACCGCUUGAUGAGUCACUUUAAAGGCUCUUCGGACUCUGUGGAGCAGGUGAUGGACCAAGUGGAAAAGUACAUAAUGACUCGUCUGUACAAGAGCGUGUUCUGUCCAGAAACCACUGACGAUGAGAAGAAGGAUUUAGCCACACAGAAGAGGAUAAGAGCCUUACACUGGGUGACCAUCCAAAUGCUGUGUGUGUCUAUGGACGAGGAAAUCCCGGAAGUCUCUGAGAAUGUGGUCAAAGCAAUAACAGAUAUCAUUGAGAUGGACUCAAAGAGGGUUCCUCGGGACAAACUUGGGUGCAUCACACGCUGCAGUAAGCACAUCUUCAGUGCCAUUAGGAUCACCAAGAACGAGCCGGCCUCUGCUGACGACUUUCUCCCAGCCCUCAUCUACAUCGUGCUCAAGGCUAACCCUCCCCGACUUCAGUCUAACAUCCAGUACAUCACCCGCUUCUGUAACCCCAGCAGGCUGAUGACCGGAGAGGAUGGAUACUACUUCACCAACCUGUGCUGUGCAGUGGCCUUUAUCGAAAAGUUGGAUGCUCAGUCUCUCAACCUUUCCCCAGAGGAAUUUGAGCGCUACAUGUCAGGCCAAGCCUCACCGCGCCUCAACAGCACAGAAACUGACUGGCCUCAAACCGGUCCAGCAGUUGGGAUGGUUGCCACCAACCCCGUCCUGGCUCAGCUCAAUCACAAUCUGGAGCUGCUGUCAGGCCUCAGCAGCCGGCAGGAGACUCUGAUGGAGGCUGCUCAGAGCAUGCAGGCUGACCUCCUCUCCUGGCCUCAGGGUGUCCAGCGGGAAGUGAACGACAUCCUGGAAAAAUACCCUUUAGAGAUUCAGCCUCGCACAGCUUCUGCAAUUGAUGCUAACAGCAUGGACAAUGACAGCCUUCUACCACCGCUCACGCCCCAGAUGUUUGCUGGGUAGUGGAGUCUACAAAAUCAUGAAAGAAGGUCCUCCUGCUUUGAAAAAUCAGUUUAUUCCCCCAAUGUUUGAUGGUAUGUCAUUUUAUUCUCUUGUACGUGCUAAAUAAUCAGCAAAACAUUCAAUUCAUAAUUUCAAAUAUCAAUUUCAAAAAUGUCAUUUUCCCUUUUGGUGAAUUUUGACAUGCAAAUCUGUGCCAUCCCAACAACAAGGUCUCUGUCAGAUGGUGCUGAGCUUUAAAAAACAGAGAGCUAGAGAGUUCAAAAUGUGGGACGUUAAUGUAGCUGGCUGAGUUGGACCAUUCAGUUUUCUGUCAGCUCACACAAAAGGGAUGGUUUUUAGACAGUUAUGAGACAGGAGCUGAUGGUCCACCAGGUUUCAUGAAUAAACUUUGGGGAAUUUAUUGUAGCUUUUUAUAGCAAACGGUCAGUUAUCAAGCUCGACAAUUGACCGUUUGAAAGCUAGCUAGCAUGGGAGGCGUAUUUUUCUCUCUCCAGAAACUCUUCAUAAAAGUAAAUGUGCAGGAGGGAGAAAAUGGCAUUCUGCAGAGUAAUAUAAAGAAGCACAGAGAGAUGUUGUCAUUGAAGCUAGCAUGUUUCUGGCCUGCUGUUACUCAGCCGCUAGGCUACCGUAGUUCACUAACUAGCAAGUGGUUUAUACAUGGCGAGUAGAAACUAGGUAAAUAUUGUUUUUUGUAAUGUCUUAGAUGUGAAAAAGACGUGAUGUUUAAUUUCUUUAACAAAACAACCUGCUAAACGUUAUGUAAAGCGCAGGUGAUGUUAGCUUGCUGGAGUAGCUAACACAUGCUAGGCCCAUAAAACUAUGCUAAACAUGAAAACAUGAAACAUUCUUGCCUUGUCAGUUUGAUCACACCGCUUAACAAAUUUAUAAUAUAGAACUUCAAAAUCAUUUUUUCUUGCUCCCACUAAAAAUGUAUGAUGUACUGUACUGUACUGACUGACAUUAAUGUGUUGGAUCAUUUUUUUCCACACCUUACACCUUAUGUUAAAAUGCUAAUGUUGGACACAAGCUAAUUUAAAAAUUACUGAAAAUGAAGUCAUAUCUUCACAGAAAUACAUAAUACAUUUCAAUGUUUGUGUGGCAUAUUUUUGUACUCACAUUGUAGUGUUAUUAUCAUCUCGUGCGGUGCAAAAAGGAGUGAGCACGUCUGUGUUGGAGUUUGUGGUUAUCACAUCCCCUGUAGAGCCCUCAGCUGGUUUCAGCUAACUCUGACCAAUGGAAGCACACUGCAAACAAAAUGGGUUACAGCAUGCAGCCUGUGAACUUCUGUAUAUUACUGAUGUGUUUGUGUUUCUGUUUGAGGCCAGUUUAACUUCUUAAUGUAGCAGCCUAAUGCCAUUUCUUGCUGUUUAUGUGUCGGCUUGGUGAAGUGAAAUCCAGCUGUAACAGAUUUAGGACACACAACUGCUCUGGAACAAGUUCAUGUUUUCUCAUUAUCAUCAAGCAUCAAAUUAACUUGAAGAGGUCCUCCAUGUUUUUUUUUAUAAACACUCUAUUUUUUAACAUUGUACUGUGUUUUUAGAAUUUACUGUAUUUUGGUAUCCUUUUUGCACAUUCACCUCAAUGAUGAAUCAAAAUCAAAAUGUAAUACACGUGCUAUUUUAAGGAAUAUUUUGAGUAAUAUCUUUGAAAUACUGAUUUAUUUAGUCUCUUUGUGAUGCACUGUGAUGCAAAACUGUCUCCUGUUGUCUAAUUGCCUGUUUAAACACUGCUGCCGUACCACUGAUCUGUUGUGGGUCUUUUUAGUACCAAAUGGCAUAACAUCACUUUUAAUUCAACAGCUAGCAUUGAAUCAAAUGCACAUACACGUAUGAGCAUGUGAAUUGCCACAUUAACUGAACUGUAUUUAGAACCAGAGCCUUAGUAUCAUGUGUGGUUUUAACAAACCAAGACCAACACGAUGUUAGCUGGCUAAAAGUCACCCUGUUCAUUCUGAAACUUGGUUCUUUAACAUCAGUUGUAACUGCCUCUGAUCAUAUGAUGGGACUCAUGAAUUGUUAGCAAUGCUACUGCAGGCUGUUAAAGGAUAAGUCUGGUUACGGUUUGCAUUGGUCUUAUUGUCAACAAAUCCUGUGUAAUUACCAAAACCAAGAAUGAACUGAUCUACUAAAAAGUGUGAAUCCAAAGCCUUGUGCAUCGUGUUCCUCUGUCUCGUAGAGCUCUGUGGUUGUCCAAAAACACGAUUAAAAACACGUUGGUAAGCCAGA